Nicotiana attenuata is the source of this 619-nucleotide messenger RNA. RefSeq lists its product as uncharacterized. NCBI's taxonomy places the organism in Eukaryota, Viridiplantae, Streptophyta, Magnoliopsida, Solanales, Solanaceae. The transcript has 2 exons. The record is from RefSeq and is a predicted model, not a curated record. The coding region runs from base 114 to 446 and encodes 110 amino acids.
UAACUUCAAUGUAACAUGUUUGCAAAUGAAACAGCCAUUCCAGUCCAAACUCCUAAAAACCCUAGUACAAGAGUAGGAGGGGAAACCUAAAUUAUUGGAGAUUGAAUUGAUAAAUGGAUACCCAAUUUCGUGAAUUUGCCUCUGAUACUAUGGAGGGAAUACAUAAGGCUUAUCGUAGUGCGAUGUCUCAGGAUCCAAGUAGCAGCUUAAGUUCCAUUUCUGCUGCUUUUCAAAAGCCUACCGUUAAAUCUUCAGGCUCUGUUUCUGUUUCUUCCGCUGAUCAGUCACAACUCUUGCUUACUCGCUCUCCCACACAAGCAGUAUCACUAUGGACUUGUUCAAAGCUCUGUGCCAUUUGCUUUGUUGCUGGAGUAGUUGUUGGUUAUACACUGAAGCGCCGUGUACGCCGAUGGGCUUCCAAACUUCUCAAGGGAUUGAAAGACUAACAAGUUUUGGAUAUUUACAGUUUCUUAUUCUAAUUGCGUUUUCCAUGUAGGUAACACAUUGUACUGUUAUUUUCAAUGAUAUACAGAAGUCUUUUAUGAUUCUUUGCUGCACAAGUGCUGAAUGUAUUUAUAUUCACUGUUUCCCUGUGUUUGAUGCAAAAAAAUUAUAUCAA